AUGGCUUCGUCAAGUAAGCAGCCCAAAGGGAAAGAAAAGAUAAAGGCACCUGAGCAAACACCAUCAGUAAAUUGGCUUGCACUUCAGAAGGCAUGUAUCAAAAACACUAAAACGACGUCAAAACCACCUCCAAGGAAGCGGAGAAAGCUCGAGAGCACUCGAAGUGAUGCAGGCAGUGAAGCAGGCAGCAGCGUUCGGGAUGAUGUUUCGAGUACUGGUUUUCCGAGAGGUCGUGAUACUCAAUCCUUGCAAUUGUCGGCCGGUGCUAGCACCAGCAAGACAGUUAUCUCAAAUUCAAGAGAGUCAUUAGAACAUCUACGGAAUAUGGUUCUAGGACAGCUUGAAUAUACCGAGGAGCAGAAACAGCCAGGGAAAUAUCUCGCCAUCGAUUGCGAAAUGGUCGGUGUUGGACCUGAAGGCUCCGAAUCCUCCCUCGCACGUGUCAGUUUGGUGAACUACCACGGAGCAAUCAUCUUGGACGAAUUCGUGCGACAAAGAGAACGUGUUGUCGAUUACCGAACGCAUGUAAGCGGAGUUCGUGCUGAAGACAUGAUCAAUGGCACGCCAAUUCCCAUAUCAUUCCAAGAAAUACAAAAACGAGUAGCCUCGUUACUCAAAGACCGAAUCCUCGUCGGGCACGCAAUAAACAACGACCUAAAAGCUCUUCUCCUCUCACACCCUCGACCUCUCAUCCGCGAUACGCAGUUGUACGCGGGGAAGGCACGACUACUCAAGUCCAAGUACCCUGCUCUGCGAAAGCUGACGCAGCAAGAAUUGGGAGUUACUAUCCAAGCUGGAGAACAUUCUAGUGUGACAGAUGCUCGAGCGACGAUGGCUUUGUACAGACUACAUCGGAAGGAAUGGGACAAGAACUUCCGACCUGUCGCUAAUAUUACAUCAUCUAAAUCCCUAGGAAAACGGAAGGUACACGCCGAAGACGAUGACGACGAUGACGAACAAGCAGAUGCAAAUACAGAGUCCUCCCCGACAUCUUCAAGUAAAUCUAAGAAAUCUCGGAAAAACGCAAAACCAGAAACUUUCCCAGGCGGUGGACGACGCGGUAUUAGCUCUGGUCUCUCAACAGUAGUUAAGGUCACUGGCGGUGUGAACAUCAAGAAACAAAAAAGGAAAGGGGAGAUAUUCGCCAGGGUUAAAACAUCCGAGAGUAAAGGGACUAAGGAUAAUUGGUGGACAACAUUAGACGGUGUCGCUUCUUCGUCGGAACGGGGGAAAGAUUUCAAGGAUAGUAUGAGGAUUUUGUGA
Molecule: messenger RNA, 1263 nt
Organism: Fomitiporia mediterranea MF3/22
Lineage: Eukaryota; Fungi; Basidiomycota; Agaricomycetes; Hymenochaetales; Hymenochaetaceae
Product: ribonuclease H-like protein
Exons: 5
Coding region: 1-1263 (420 amino acids)
Biological process (GO): rRNA processing; ribosomal large subunit assembly
Cellular component (GO): nucleus
Molecular function (GO): 3'-5' exonuclease activity; nucleic acid binding
Source: RefSeq, a predicted model, not a curated record